Messenger RNA from Microplitis mediator, 1640 nucleotides. Its product is annotated as choline kinase alpha. Gene Ontology annotation, molecular function: choline kinase activity; ethanolamine kinase activity. The transcript has 6 exons. NCBI's taxonomy places the organism in Eukaryota, Metazoa, Arthropoda, Insecta, Hymenoptera, Braconidae. Gene Ontology annotation, cellular component: cytoplasm. The record is from RefSeq and is a predicted model, not a curated record. Bases 325 to 1467 code for a protein of 380 amino acids. Gene Ontology annotation, biological process: CDP-choline pathway; phosphatidylethanolamine biosynthetic process.
UCCUUCAUUCACUUUCGACGUAUCGUCCGCUCAAGAUAAAACUCCUCUCCAUAAAUUAAUUAAAUAAUUAAUUAAUUAACUAACAAUAAAAAUAAAAAUUAAUUAUUAAUAACCAACUUUUACCUCAGGUAAAAAGUUUACGUAAAUUAAGAUUAAAAAAAAAAAAAUAAUCUAUAAAUAAAACUGGGUAUAAAUUGUCGUACUCUAAAUAAUUUAAAACGAGGCCUUACAGUUUUAAAUAAUAGUAUUAAGAAAUCAGUGAACUUUGCCGGCUUUGACUCUGUUUCAUUAAAUAAAUAAACGAUUAAAAUUAUAAAUCCGACAAUGGGUAUGAAAAAUAAGAUGUCUGAUAGCAAUCCCGAAAUGAGGGCAACUGCAGCAAGAAUCUGUCGCGAUUAUCUUCAUGGUGUAUGGAAGCAUGUCAAUUCUGAUAAUAUAGUAUUAAAACAUAUAAGUGGAGGAUUGAGUAACUGGGUGUACAAUGUACAGUUACCUGAAGGCACAACGCCUCUGCGUGGCGAACCACGUCAAGUAUUACUAAGAAUAUACGGGCAGACACAUGGUGAACGUGCAAUGGAAGGUAUUAUUACGGAGUCUGUUAUUUUUACACUAUUGUCUGAGCGUAAACUUGGCCCGAAACUCCACGGAGUCUUCCCGGGUGGUAGAAUCGAAGAGUAUAUACCAGCACGUCCCUUGCUGACCAAAGAGCUCGCCGAUCCCGAGUUGAGUGCGCUGACUGCUGAAAAAAUGGCGCAUCUACACAUGAUGCAAGUGCCCAUCAACAAAGAACCCACCUGGUUAUGGGACACUAUGGCCAAGUGGCGCACUAGUGCCGAAGAGGUGUUGAAAAACGUUGACGAAGUUGACACCCAUCUCAUGAAACAUAUUGAGGCAAUAAAGUCCAUUAACUUCAGCGCAGAGAUCGCUUGGUUCAGAUCUUUUGUAUCACAGCAUAAAUAUCCAAUAGUAUUUUGUCACAAUGACAUGCAGGAGGGUAAUAUAUUGCUACGUCAAAACAGCCGCAAACGUGAAUUAGUAAUUAUUGAUUUCGAGUAUUGCUCGUACAAUUACCGUGGAUUCGACCUGGCUAAUCACUUUGUCGAGUGGCAGUAUGAUUACACAGCAGAGGAGUAUCCAUUCUUCCACGAGAGAACUGGAUCCGGACCAACGGACGAACAAAAGCUCCACUUUAUAAGAAGUUACUUGAAGACAACUGGCAAAGAAGGUGUUGCUGAAGAAAACCGUUUGAUGGAAGAAGUUAAAGUAUUUACACUAGCUAGUCAUCUAUUCUGGGGAUUAUGGAGUGUCGUCAAUGCUGGUCAUUCAAAUAUUCCCUUUGGUUACUGGGACUAUGCGACAUGCAGACUAUCGAGCUACCAGCAUUUGAAAGAAAAAAUAAGUCAAUCACCAAUCAAUGCAAGUCAACCACAAUGUGGAAUUAAAAGAAAGGAAGAUCACACGGACUGAACGAAUGUCUAAUCUAAGCGCCACAAUGUCUAGGCUCUUAAUAAUUUUGAUAAGAGUCAAAGAUCAAUUCGAUUGCUUUGAUCUCCAUGCGACAAUAAGCAAUCGUUUUAAAAAUGACACGACGAAUGACAUCUUUACUGAGCGUAAACCAUCGUUUUAUAUUUUCUAAAGAA